This is a messenger RNA of Aspergillus pseudonomiae, 804 nucleotides long. Its product is annotated as glutathione S-transferase family protein. The transcript has 3 exons. Lineage: Eukaryota; Fungi; Ascomycota; Eurotiomycetes; Eurotiales; Aspergillaceae. The record is from RefSeq and is a predicted model, not a curated record. Bases 1 to 804 code for a protein of 267 amino acids.
AUGCCCUCAACCUCAGACCCAGCACCCCUAACCCUCUACCGCGGCCUCCCAGGCACAGGAACCUACAGCUGGUCCCCAUUCGUAACCAAACUGGAAGCCCGUCUGCGCUUCGCCGGUAUACCCUACCGCGUGGAAACAGGCUCAUUACGCAACGCACCCCGAGGCAAAGUGCCCUACAUCUCCAUCCCGGCCGAGACCCUUUACGAAGAUGGAAGCACACCAGCUCCGCCGGUCGUUCUGGGCGAUUCGACCAUGAUCACGAAGACAUUUAUCGAGAAGGGCUUAACGAAGGAUUUCAAUGCGAAGCUCUCGGGGUCGCAGAAGCUCCUGGAUAUGGGGCUGAUGGCAUUAUUGGAGGAUAAGUUGUAUUGGUAUAACGCACACGAAAAAUGGGUGCUGAACUACUAUACCAUGCGGGAUGUCAUUCUGGCUGCAUUGCCCUGGCCUGUCCGGGUCGUGGUGGGUCUUCUGGUCUACAGGAAAGUCACGCGUACUCUGACUGGUCAGGGGACGAUGCUCUUCUCGACGGAGGAGAUCGGGUCCUUGAGGGGGGAGAUCUGGGAGCGGAUCAAUGGUGCGCUUGUCGAGGCGAGAUCGCGACAUGGAGGACAGGGUCCGUUCUGGGUUUCGGGUGGUGAGGAACCGACUGAGGCUGAUGCGACGCUUUUUGGGUUUAUUGUUUCUGGGUUGGUCUGUUAUGCGGCGCCGGAUACGCAGAAAGUUGUUCGGGGAUACCCGGCGGUGGUGGAUUAUGCUCGGCGGAUUCAUGAUAAAUACUUCCCUGACUACGCGCUUUGGGCGUGA